UUUGAGUGUAGACGCUGACCGAUGUGGGCCAACAGUAGAACUCACCAUCCUUGCUACAGCGCCAGCUUUGACUUCAUGGACAUGAUACGAAAUUCUCUGUCCUAUACACAGCUGCCGCAAAGUGAUGGUGAUGUCAUGGAAGAAUUCCGAAGAAAUGGAAGAGAGGUUCCUAUUGAUGAUUCACCUAUGCAAUGGGAGUCUAAUUUUAAUCUGUUGUAUGCACAUAGUAGACACAUUGAAACACAAUAUUGUUUGCAGAAAGAUUGUUCACCAAGCAUAUAUGCAAAGAAAGGCAUAUGGUGUGCAUUUUGUAGGAAUAAUGGUGAAUCUGAUAAGAUUUUUAGAAGCCAUCAGCUGAAGGAUAACUAUGGUAAAACAGUUUGUCCCAUUCUUCAAAAGUAUGUAUGUCCACUUUGUAAAGCAACCGGUCCUGAGGCUCAUACAGUGAAGUACUGUCCAAAAAACCCCAAUCCUCUUCCUGUGGCACUCAUGAAUGUCUUGAAAGCACAAAGGUCAGAAACAAGCAAAGCUCGUGUAAAGAGAAAUCGAUACUAGUCACUCGAUGUUUACUGUAUUGUUUUAUUUUUUAU
Molecule: messenger RNA, 590 nt
Organism: Schistocerca serialis cubense
Lineage: Eukaryota; Metazoa; Arthropoda; Insecta; Orthoptera; Acrididae
Gene: nanos
Product: nanos homolog 2
Exons: 2
Coding region: 22-555 (177 amino acids)
Biological process (GO): negative regulation of translation; oogenesis
Cellular component (GO): perinuclear region of cytoplasm
Molecular function (GO): zinc ion binding; mRNA binding
Source: RefSeq, a predicted model, not a curated record